AUGGGCGAUUCCGACCAUGAGAAGGCGCUCGCCCCUCAGCAGUCAAUCGACAUGAAGAACGGAGAUGCUGCAAGCAUCGAUCAGGACGCCCUCAAGCUGGCAGAGAUGGGCUACACGCAAGACAUGCAGCGGAAUUUCAGUGUCCUAUCCGUCCUCGGAGUGGGCUUUUCGCUUACAAACACCUGGUUCGGAAUCUCAGCUGCUUUGGUCACCGGAAUCAAUUCGGGAGGACCGCUGCUCGUCAUCUACGGCGUUAUCAUCAUUGCCGUCGUGUCAAUCUCCGUCGGCGUCACUCUCAGCGAGUUGGCAAGUGCCAUGCCGAACGCUGGUGGCCAGUAUUUCUGGGCAAAUGAACUGGCACCAAAGCGAUAUGCAAACAUCGCGAGUUACCUCACGGGAUGGUUUGCUUGGGCUGGUGCCAUGUUUACCAGCGCGAGCGUCGCUCUGGCGGCAGGUAGCGCCAUAGUUGGGUCGUACCAACUUACCCAUCCAGAUCUCGUCAUCGACCGGUGGAUGGUGUUCGUUGCAUACCAAUUGGUCAACGUUUUCUGCUUUUUCUUCAACUGCUACGGCAAGACGCUCCCUAGAGUCGCCACAGUGGCCCUUUACACAUCGUUGAUAUCUUGGUUCAUCACCAUGGUAACUGUGCCGGCAACGGCUCCAACCCACCAGCACGCGCAAUUUGUCUUCGCUACCUUUAUUAACAAUACCGGUUGGCAAGAAGGCGGAAUCGCGUUCAUCGUCGGUCUCGUCAACGUAAAUUGGGGCUUCGCAUGUCUCGACUGCGCUACGCAUCUUGCCGAGGAAGUCCAUCGACCCGAGAAAAUGGUACCUAUCGCCAUCAUGGGCACCGUCGCGAUAGGUUUUGUUACCGGUUGGUUCUGGAGUGUGGCCAUGUUCUUUUCCAUCGUGGGCGAUUUCCAGGACAUAGUUGCCAGUUCGACGGGGGUGCCGAUCCUCGAACUGUUUUACCGAGCGAUAGGAAACAAGGGUGGUGCGAUAUGUCUCGAGGCCAUGAUUAUCGCCACAGCUUUUGGUUGCCUGGUUGCCAGUCACACGUGGCAGAGCAGAUUAUGCUGGAGCUUCGCAAGAGAUAGGGGAAUCCCGGGCCACCAAUGGCUCGGCAAGGUGCACAAGGGAUUGGACGUACCUGUCUAUGCCCAUCUGGUGUCCUGCAUUAUUGUGGCCAUCAUCGGCUGCCUUUACCUCGCAUCUCUAACGGCGUUCAAUUCGUAA
This is a messenger RNA of Didymosphaeria variabile, 1236 nucleotides long. RefSeq names its product choline transporter (gene HNM1). The coding region runs from base 1 to 1236 and encodes 411 amino acids. The record is from RefSeq and is a predicted model, not a curated record. The transcript is spliced from 2 exons. Lineage: Eukaryota; Fungi; Ascomycota; Dothideomycetes; Pleosporales; Didymosphaeriaceae. Gene Ontology annotation, molecular function: transmembrane transporter activity. Gene Ontology annotation, cellular component: membrane. Gene Ontology annotation, biological process: transmembrane transport.